This is a messenger RNA of Peromyscus leucopus (white-footed mouse), 3598 nucleotides long. It is a transcript of the gene Nectin4, whose product is annotated as nectin cell adhesion molecule 4. Lineage: Eukaryota; Metazoa; Chordata; Mammalia; Rodentia; Cricetidae. The coding region runs from base 550 to 2079 and encodes 509 amino acids. The transcript has 9 exons. Gene Ontology annotation, cellular component: adherens junction. The record is from RefSeq and is a predicted model, not a curated record. Gene Ontology annotation, biological process: homophilic cell-cell adhesion; heterophilic cell-cell adhesion; symbiont entry into host cell.
UGGUGCCUCCCUCUUUAAGACACCCAGGCCUCCUGUUCCACCCUCCUACUAGCCCCCCCCCCCCUCACAGCGCCGUCCAUACCCUCACAGGUAAAGCCCCUGUUGCAGAUGAGAUCCCACUACCCGCACCCAGAUCCUUCCCUUCUUCCCUCCCUCCCUGGCGCCCAUUAGCUAGCCCAGGCCGUGGGGGCGGUGGCUGCGGAGUCUCCUCUCUGUGCCAGGCCCGGCCCCCGGAGACGCACCUGUUCUGACCUGCUUAGCAGGUUCCCAGGUUUCUGCCUUCGUUGUUGGCCACGGCGUGGGAAGCAGCUCUGGGGGAGCUCAGGGCUCCCCGAUCACGGCUUCUUGGGGGUAGCCACGGCUGGGUGGGUAGAACUGGGGCCUGGGUCCCCUAGUGGAGACCCAAGUGGGACAGGCAGGUCCGUCAGUGCCUGGGGACUCCGUGACUUCCUGCCUUCUGGGUCAGAGCUUUACACAGCUCCAGAACCGGCUCCCAGGGAGAACUCCGUGGAACCUCAGAAUCACUGGGCAGGUCUGCUUUUUCGGCCAAUGCCCCUGUCCCUGGGAGCCGAGAUGUGGGGCCCUGAAGCCUGGCUGCUGCUGUUGUUCCUGGCAUCGUUUACAGGCCGAUGCCCCGCGGGUGAGCUGGAGACCUCGGACUUAGUGACAGUGGUGCUGGGCCAGGACGCAAAACUGCCCUGCUUCUACCGAGGGGAUCCGGAUGAGCAGGUGGGGCAAGUGGCAUGGGCUCGGGUGGACCCAAACGAGGGCCCCCGGGAGCUGGCCCUACUGCACUCCAAAUACGGGCUUCAUGUGAGCCCCGCCUAUGAGGACCGCGUGGAGCAACCACCGCCCCCACGAGACCCUCUGGACGGCUCCGUGCUCCUGCGCAACGCUGUGCAAGCUGAUGAGGGCGAGUAUGAAUGCCGAGUCAGCACCUUCCCGGCCGGCAGCUUCCAGGCACGGAUGCGGCUCCGUGUUCUGGUGCCUCCCCUGCCUUCACUGAAUCCUGGCCCACCCCUGGAGGAGGGCCAAGGCCUGACACUGGCGGCCUCUUGCACCGCGGAGGGCAGCCCAGCUCCCAGUGUGACCUGGGACACCGAGGUCAAAGGCACACAGUCCAGCCGCUCCUUCAAGCACACCCGCUCAGCAGCUGUCACUUCAGAAUUUCACCUGGUGCCUAGCCGAAGCAUGAAUGGGCAGCCACUGACCUGUGUGGUGUCUCACCCUGGCCUGCUCCAGGACCAGAGAAUCACCCUCACCCUCCAAGUGGCCUUCCUUGCAGAGGCCUCUGUGAGAGGCCUGGAGGACCAGAACUUGUGGCAUGUUGGCCGAGAAGGAGCUACACUCAAGUGCCUGAGUGAAGGACAGCCCCCUCCCUCGUACAACUGGACACGGCUGGAUGGACCUCUGCCGAGUGGGGUGCGAGCAAAAGGGGACACUCUGGGCUUUCCCCGACUGGCUCCUGAGCACAGUGGCAUCUACGUCUGCCAUGUCAGCAAUGAACUUUCUUCGAGGGAUUCUCAGGUCACCGUGGAAGUUCUUGCAGACCCUCAAGAUCCAGGGAAGCAAGUGGACCUCGUGUCGGCCUCAGUGGUGGUGGUGGGUGUGAUCGCUGCGCUCUUGUUCUGCCUCCUGGUGGUGGUGGUGGUCCUCAUGUCGCGGUAUCACCGGCGGAAAGCACAGCAGAUGACCCAGAAAUAUGAGGAGGAGCUGACUUUGACCAGGGAGAACUCCAUCCGGAGGCUGCAUUCCCACCAUUCGGACCCUAGGAGCCAGCCGGAGGAGAGUGUAGGGCUGAGAGCCGAGGGCCACCCUGAUAGUCUCAAGGACAACAGUAGCUGCUCUGUGAUGAGUGAAGAGCCAGAGGGCCGUAGUUACUCCACGCUGACCACCGUGAGGGAGAUAGAAACACAGACAGAACUGCUGUCUCCAGGCUCUGGGAGGACAGACGACGAGGAGGAUCAGGAUGAAGGCAUCAAACAGGCCAUGAACCAUUUUGUUCAGGAGAAUGGGACCCUGAGGGCCAAACCCACAGGCAACGGCAUCUACAUCAACGGGCGAGGGCACCUGGUCUGACCCAGGUCGGCCUCCCUCCCCAGGCCUGGUUUCUUCUGCUUCCGUGGGGGAUUUCAACUCUUCUAAGGGGAACCCUCCUCAAACGCCUGCAUUUCUUUAGGAAGAUACUUCCCAGCCCACUGACUGCUCCACUUUGACCUCCACUCCUUCUGUUCAUCAGGAGGGCUCCACUGGUUGAGUGCCUCCCAUCAUUGUGUGUAGGUCAUUUGUGUGUGUGUGUGUGUGUGUGUGUGUGUGUGUGUGUGUGUGUGUGUGUAAGCAUUCAUGGCACUCCAUUGUAUUUGCACAGAGGGGUGAUUGUCCAUGGUGCCUGGUGUGCAUUGUGAUGUCAUGUUGAGAGUCCAAGUGAAUGGUAUGUGUGACUCGGGCUUCGUGGCUGUGUGCAGAGCAUGGCCAGGGUGUGGCUUGUGAGCAGUUGCGUCUCAUGUGUGACCUCUGCCUGCAGAUGCAGGUAUUUUCCUCCGACCCCAGAGCAGUAUUAGUGAUGCAGAGGUUGGAAGUGAGAGGUGGAGACUAUGGGCCAGAUCCAGGUGUGCGGGCACAGCUGGAGCUCGAAUCUGACCUCCAGAGUGGGGGAGCUGUGUUCCCACACUCUGGGAGCAAGUGUGAAGCAGACGUCCAGGGGUCUGUCAGAGGCUUGAACUGUGGCAGAAGCCCUCUGCCCUCUGGUGGCCUGUGUGCCUGCUGCAUGUACAUACCUUCUGUAAACCAACCUCCGAGGGAACCUCUGGAGUUCGGUUCAGACUCCCUCAGUAAGAGAAAAAGACACUUAAAAACAAACCAACAAAACCCUUUUUGAAUUAGGAGCAUGCUUUUUUACUGGGCUUGUUUAAGCAAGGACAACCCACAUAGGCAUUCAACAAGACUGUUGAGCAAACCCCACAGCAGGGGCUAAUUCCUAUGGUUCUGGAAAGUUCUCCUCCUAGGGCACUUUCACCCAAAGAGGCUCUGGAGAGGAAGUGGGCAGCUGCCGGAGUCUGGAACCAGUGAUGUGAGAUAUAAACACUGGGAAAGGAGAAUAGAGAUGGGGUGCUUGGCUCCCUUGGCCCCUCAAACCUUCCCCUGGUUGUAUCUGCAGUUAUGUAUGCCUUCAUGGAGUUGGGACGUGGUGUCGAGGGCCCCGGGUUCAGUUGUGUAGAGGGCAGAGGGUAGCGAGGGAAGGUGGAAGUCCUGGUGAGGAGAAAGAGCUGCUGUGGGUGAAGGGUGUCAGUAGCUCCUUCCCCAGGGUCUCCUGAGUCAUUAAUUUGGGGCUCUUCUGGCACUUUCUAUGUGUGGGGCCUGGGGUUACAUGUUUUUCUUUAGCCUGCUCAAACAUACUCAGCCAGAAUACUGAGAUUUAGUAUCCAAACCCUGUGCGGCCUGACAUCUGGUCUAAAGGAGAGGCUUUCAUCCUAUUCCCAAGCAACCCAGGACUUGUGGACCCCGAGGAUCUGGGGUCCUAGUGUGUAUAUUUCAUGUAAAUAUAUGUAUAUUUGUACAUAAAAUGAUAUUCUGUUUUUAAAUAAACAGAUAAAACUUU